AUGAUCGCCACUGGAGGCCUCCUGAGGAUCUCGGCUAGGAAACAGGACCCCUUGCGACCCCAAGGCCAAGUCCCCAAACGCAAGCGCAAGUCCAGAAAGAAGCGCAAGAAUGACGUGGUGGUGGUGAAAGGCAAGCUCAAGCUGUGCUCCCUCUCGGGGUUCAUUGCCCUCUGUGGCAUCCUGGUACUGCUGGUGGGCAUCACCUUAGCUGUGGUGGGCUACUGGCCAAAGCCUAGCCAGGUGUACAGAGAAGGCAACCUCAGCGGUGGUCGGCACCUAGCACCGCAGGGUGGCACCCCCAAGAACCGCUCCUGGAGCCAGGAAGGGGUGCAAGCAGGGAUCCAUCCAGAGUCACCCUCCAGAGCCAAUACCUCCACCACUACUACCACCGGUGGGUCCCCACAGUCCCCGCCUUCUUCCUCAUCCCCCCAGGCCUCAAUGGGUGUCCUUUUCCGUCUUUUCUCGAGCUACUUGCAUUCAGACAAGCUGAAGGUGCUGGGCCCUCUCAUCAUGGGUAUCGGUAUCUUCCUCUUCAUCUGCGCCAAUGCGGUAUUGCACGAGAACCGCGAUAAGAAGACCAAGAUCAUCAACCUACGUGACCUCUACUCCACUGUCAUCGAUGCCCACAGCCUGCGGGCCAAGGAUGGAGGCACCCCAGGCUCAGCUCCUCUCAAUGGCUUCGUCAACUACGUGCAGUCCCGGGGCCUGGAGCUAAAGCCUGGAGGUGAAGGCCUGGGUGCUGCAGCCAUGCUGGCCAAGAGCUCCUGGCCACCAGGACUGGGUGUCUCCCUUUCCCCACCAGAUCUGGCGUCCUCACCGCGGCGUUCCUCCUUCUGCGCUCCACCACAGCCACCCAGCCUGGCUGAGGCAGUGUACAGCGUCUGCCGGGAGCGUGGUGUCCUCGCUGGCCACACUGUCACCAGCCCACCCUGCAGCCCUCCUGAGAGCUGCGACCGGUGCAGCACAGCCAGUUCCAUCGUUGGCUCUUCACUGAGUGCUUUUGCCCUCCUGCCCCUGGGGCCGAGCAGUGGAGGGGGAGGCUGGCGGAGACCACCUGGUGAGCGAGGAGCCCAGGAGAUCCCACGGGGGGAGUUUGAACUGAGCCUAACUGACCUCAGCGGCAGCCAUGUCGAGGGAGGCUGUGGGACAAGGAGACACAAGCUGGUUUUCAGGCGGCAGAGCACCAGCUGCUUGCCCGAUGCCAGGCGUCCCCUUUUCUCUGAGCCACCUCAGUCACCAGCUGUCAGCAGGGUCCUGGACUCCAGCCUCUUGGGAAAGACAUCUAGCUACUCCGGAUCUCUGGAUAUGGGGGUGUCACCCCCCUCAGCCCCUCCUAUCAUCACCAGGACGGACUCCCAGAGCUCUGAGUCUGAGCCUUCAAGAAGCAAUAAGGGCUACAGCCACCUGGAGGAGGCAGGCACCUCCUUGGAGUCAGUUGCCAACACCGCAGCCAGUAAAAUUCAGGACUCUGAGGAGGAGCCAGUUGAGAAGAUAGACCCCCUCAAGGCUACCAGCAGAGAACAAACAGGGGAGCAAUCUCAGCAAACUCAGAGACAGUACACAAAUAAAGAGAAACUCUUCAUGAUUUCUAGGUCACACGCUGCAUUAGGGCUGCAGGAUGCAGAACUGGAGAGUACUGGCAUCUAAAUAAAACAGAGAAGGCACGAGGACGCCUUGCAUCCUCCACACCUUCCCCUCCUUCUUCAUCUCCUUGUGGUCUUAGGAAAACAAUCAAUAUCCAAAGAGCUGCACUAUGUUACCCUU
Molecule: messenger RNA, 1764 nt
Organism: Acanthisitta chloris (rifleman)
Lineage: Eukaryota; Metazoa; Chordata; Aves; Passeriformes; Acanthisittidae
Gene: TMEM200C
Product: transmembrane protein 200C
Exons: 2
Coding region: 1-1647 (548 amino acids)
Source: RefSeq, a predicted model, not a curated record